Molecule: messenger RNA, 4461 nt
Organism: Ectocarpus siliculosus
Lineage: Eukaryota; Phaeophyceae; Ectocarpales; Ectocarpaceae
Source: the annotation of a GenBank genome assembly
AUGCGCCUGAGGCAAGAGUUUCUGGAUGCGUUGAAGGAAUGCGGCGCGAGCGCUGCCCAGGGCAUCUCGUCGUUCGAAGGGAGCGAUGAAAAUCAGGGGCGACGAGAGCGCCGCAGCGCGGCGGCGAGUACGGCGACACCGUUCGGCAAGGCCGAAGGUGGCGGGGCCCGGGGAGAGAAUCUGCAGUAUUCUUCGGCGAAGGAAUCGAGUAGAAACGAGCAUGCGGCGUUCGGUCGGGUCGCGGGGGCUCCGCACAAUCUGGCCGAGGUGUCAUCGUCGCUCGGGCCAGCAGAAGCUCGCGCUGAAACAGAGCAAGCACGGUGGGAAGGGGAGAAAGAGAAGGGCUCCCAACGCCAAGUUCCGCGUCGGGGGGAAGUGGCAUACGAGAACGACGCCACCCGCCUCCAGAUAGAACAAGGGCGCCAGGGCGAGGGCGCAGAUCACUACCGCAUGGCCACGAGGCAGCAACAAGUUUUUCCCGGCGGUGAGAAAAGGCAAGGGGCCACGAUGGUUGCGGUGGCGGCGGUCGAGGAGGAGGGAAUGCGAGCUCAAAGGCCAGAUGCAAAACGUGUCGUACUUGGGGGAGCAGGAAGAGAGCCAGAAGAAAGGGGAUCGGCGGAAACGAACCGGGCCGACGGCAUGGUGAUAGACGGGGAAGACGACGGGAUGGAGAUCGACAGGCCCGCCCGCAGCGGGGAAGCCCGCCCGGGGGGCAUUCAGCGUAGAGUUGCCGACGUCGAUUUUGAGACGACAGACGGACAUUGGCCAGGGGAGCGUUCUCUGUCGAGACGGCGACGGCGGCAGGACGCCGGCGGUGAGGUUGUACCAGUUGAGGGGGGUGCGGAGGCAGCUCCCGGCCAGAACCAGGGGGCUGGGGUCGAGGUCGGGAACACCGGCGUGUGGGAACACAUGGAAGGAGAAGACGGCACUCCAACGGGCGGGACCAUCAUGAAAGUCAUGAUAGCUGGCAUUGAGGUGUCGGUCCCCUUGCCGCCAGAGGCCUUUUGCGCCUGGAAACAGCGAUCCUCGCCGGCGGGGCUGCCCGGGGCUGAGGAUGGCGAAAGCGACGACAGGGGCAGCAGCAGCAGCAGGACCCAAGCCGCCGCCACCGCCACCACCGACCGUCGACCAGUCGCGUUCACCACCAACAGCGAAUCCGAGGCAACACGAGGAGUAGCCCCCGGCGCCGCAAGCCUUGGCCGCGACGAUCGUACCCGUUCUUCUUCUACGCCGCGGGCCUUUUCCUCCGCCAAUGCAGUCGAAGGUAUCGCUAAGGUCGGUGCGUCUGAGGACGACCAGCAACGGCCAGACGCUGACACCACGAGACCGUUCGCUCCAGGAGAAGAUGAUUAUGACAAUGUUGGCGCUGGCGGGGUGCUGUCGGCGGGAGACAAUAUCAACGCCGGCGGCUCGGGCCCGGCACUAGCGUUGGGGAGUUACGACAAGACUUUCUCUGUGGGAGACGAGGGCGACGCCAACACCGGCGGAGAGAAUCACCAGCGGCGACGCUCCUCUUGGCAGGCGGCGGCCGCGGCAACGUCGACUAAACCUGCGACUGCUGCUGUACAGGAGGUCCGUCAGAUCGAGGAUGGUACCCGCUCACGACGAAGCAGCCAGAGACAUGUGCAACUAGGUUCGGCGCCCUUGGACGAAGCGCUCGCAGACCGGCCGGGCAAGUUGCACGGCCACCAUUACACGGUAGGCCCGACAUCCGGAGACUCAGCAAACGUUGCCGAGACAGUGGAUGGUAACACAGCGAGGAACACACCGGUAACGACUGCGACGGGAGCGGCAGGGGCUACCGGAGAAGUAGCAGGAGGAGGGACGUCAGCCAAUGCGGAUGGCAAAGGCGGCAACGAAGUAUAUUUCGCGUCUUCAUCGGAGGAAGAAAACGAAAACAAAGACGAAGACGCAGGUGCCGUAGCCAAAGAAAACACCCACCUCCCGACAGACGAAGCCGAAGGAAGGAGCCCCGGAGACAGCAGCGCGGAUGGUGGUGUGUUCGACAACUCUAGGCGGAGCUUUGGGACGUGGGGUAGCAGGAGCCGGAUAGAAGAGGAUCAGGCGGCCGCGGCCGCUGCUUCAGCGUUCGCUGGAGGGGUGGGCUGGCGGAAGCUUCGGCGCGAUACCGUAACGGCUUUGGUGCGGCAGCUCGGAAGAGCCACCGCGGAACGCGACAGGACAUUGCAACAGUCCUGGCCCCGUACAGACAAGGAUGGCGAAGACGGCUACCUCCCACCGUCGCCCCCGCUCCGGCAGCGACUUGACCACCACCACCGGCGGCAGUCAACACCGGCACCGUCGCCGGUAGCGGCCGCCACUGCCCCAGCCUCUUACCAUGACGCCGAAGGCGGCAGCGGUGCCUCCCUGGGCGAAGAGUUCUACGGCGGCGGCCGCCGUCGUCAUAGUGAAAGCAGUCGGCGGCGGAAGAGUGACGGCAGCAGGGGAAUUGUCGACAACAGCGGCGGCGGCGGCGGCGGGAGGAAAGCGGGGGAAGACAUUGGCAAAGUGCGCCUCGAGGCGAUCCAGGCGGCAGGUGGAAUGCCGUUCGGGUUUCCAGUAGACGACGGGUGUGGCGGUGAUAGCGAUGGCGGUUGUGGCGGCGUUGGAAAAGGUGGUGGCGGUGGCGGCCGCGGUGAAAAAGGCACUGGGGACCGGACCGCGGUGGGUACGGCUACAACAUCGGCAACAGCGAUAGCGCACGCGGGAAAGCCAGGAGGACAGGAAAACACACCGCCGGAACCGCGGCGGCAGGCAUCAGAGACAAGGAUAGCAGGGUUUGACUCCGAGGUAAGGCCUAUCUCCAUUUCGUCUCCGGUCGUGGGGCCGCGGGGAGAAAGGAACGGCCCCGGACACCCUGCCACGACGUCCGCGGCUGGGUCAGGGACGCGGCCAGGGGCGGGAGGUUCGGGUUGUAUCCCUCCGGGUGGGCAGCUGGGUUCGUCGAGGGUUGAAGCGGCGCGGUUUAGCGUGAUUUCUAUUCCGUCCCCCGCUGGCCAGUUCGGUUGCUCUCCGAUGCCGAGGAGCAUUCGUCAAGCGGCGUUACUCAUGCGGGGUGCCAUCAGGUCGCUCGUCCGUCUAGUGUUGCUCAAUGCAUGGAAGAGGUGGACACAGAACGAGCUGCCGCCCCUCUUGCCUCCGAAGGGACCAGCGGAACCUCCGUCCGAAACCACCGACCAAAGCCGCAGCGAGCGGCGGAGGCACGCAGGCGAGGCAGGCCUAGGCGUAAGUGUAGGGGAAGCCGGGGGGAAGGAGGGAGGCGGCGGGAACGUGGAUGCUCCCGCGGAGGAGGUGGACGCGGGGGCGGAAGAGGACGAGGCCAAAGAGGGCGUGUGGAGGCGAAGACAGGCCCUUCUUCCGCCGGGUGGUGGGAGCGGAGGAGUCGCUUUGCCUGACGACAACCGGCCGGGAAAUGGCGAGAGCGAACCGAGGGCAGCGAAACCGGGCGUUCCGGCGAAGGGCGACACGGCCGCCGAACCACCGCCGGCGUGGCGGGAGACGGAGGAGAAAGGAGAGGACGAAAGGGGGGGUCGCGAGAGGGUCCGGGGGACGGAUGAGAGGCAGAGGAAUAAGGAGAAUGACGUUCCGCUGUUGGUGACGACUGAACGGUUAACGCAGGAGGUGGCGCAGGUGAUGAGCACGGGAGGGGGAUGCCUCGGGGUAACCUGUCUUGAAGUAGCGCCGACCUGGCAAGAUCAGUGCGCCCGCAUGCCGGAAUGCGGCACAGACAAUUCGAACCGCCCGUUUCUGGGCGUGAGCGACGACGACGACGGGAGCACCAGCUACGGUGGUCCGCGAGGGAGGCAUUGUUCGAGCUCCGCUGCUGCGUCCGGGGCGGCGGCAGUCGCGGCGACGGCAGCAAGGGAGGCCCUGGAGGGGUGGACGAGGCCGGUGCUCGAGGGCGGCAGCGCGCGACUAGCGGAAGAUGAGCGCAACAAGUCUACCCCUUGGCGACCGCCGGGCAGCCCCGGCUCGGCCAACGUGGUAGGCACCGCGGUAGCGGCGACGGCGGCGGCGGCCGCGGCGAUGGCAAGGUCGGCGAGGCCGACAAUGAACCCUCACCGGAACAGAAUCAGCCGUAACAAGGGUGGUCCGACAAGGCAAGGCUCGGUGGAUAGGAGGGGUCCCCCCCGUGACGACGAUUUUUCCCACGCGGGAGGAGGUUGGGGAGACGGGCGGGUGGGGGGCGGGGAAGGAGGGUCACCGGUGUCCGUGGGAGGGGCUUACUACGAGGAGAGGUUGGUCGGGCGAAGCCAACGUACCUGGCACCGACGGCGAGCUCUCGUCACAAGCGGAGGCCAACCAACGCGGCCAACGCUGAGGCUCGCCCAACCCCUCGACAGGCUUCACCGCCGAAACGUCACGGCAGAAACUCGACCCGGGCUUCCUCGGGCAAAGGGAUCCAAAACCGUACACCACCGACGGCACAACCACGACCGGUCUUCCGGCCUUCGGGAAUAG